Messenger RNA from Salarias fasciatus (jewelled blenny), 2145 nucleotides. Its product is annotated as syntaxin-12-like. Lineage: Eukaryota; Metazoa; Chordata; Actinopteri; Blenniiformes; Blenniidae. The coding region runs from base 962 to 1768 and encodes 268 amino acids. The record is from RefSeq and is a predicted model, not a curated record. The transcript has 8 exons. Gene Ontology annotation, biological process: vesicle fusion; vesicle-mediated transport; intracellular protein transport. Gene Ontology annotation, molecular function: SNARE binding; SNAP receptor activity. Gene Ontology annotation, cellular component: synaptic vesicle membrane; postsynaptic recycling endosome; synaptic vesicle.
GUGAGCCUCCGGGCUGUCCGGUCUGUCUGCGGACGGGCAGGUUAGCAUCAGCUAGCCGGGAGGCUAACAGCUGAGCUGGAGAGCAGAUAAAUGUUUCGUUUUCAACAGGAAACGCUGAGUUAAGAUCACCUUCUAUCUUCGACUCUCUGCCGUCAUUAAACGUUCAGCAGGUUUUCACGUCGCCGGGCUGAAUGUUUCCCUGACAGCUAGCAUGGUUAGCCGGGAGGCUGACAGCUAGCAUGGUUAGCCGGGAGGCUACCAGCUGAGCUGCAGCCGGAGGAUGACCAGACUGCCCCGGAUUCCUCCGUUAAAUACGUCUUUCUGUCAGCAGCCUUGGACUGAAUAAGAAUCAUUCGAUUCCCUGAACAGGAGACACUUGGCUUGGUGUUCACUUAUCAAUUCAAUCAUAUCUCUCUGAACGAGAGGUGUUAAAUAUAAGGCCAGCGGGCCAAAAGCAGCCCCCACAUCACUGGAUUUCACACCAGAAGGUCCCAUUAAAAUUGUGUGUAUGUUAAGAUUGGCGUCAUUUUCUGCAGUAAUAGUUUCGUUUUGGUGAAAAUAUCCACAUUUUCAUCAUGUGUGCUCUGCAGCAUGACACAGCAAAGCGCUAACAUUCUGUUUAAAGGUUAUUCUGGUGCUGUUUUACCACUCCAAAUGAAAUUGGGCUGAAAGUGGGUUUGGCUGACUUAAAUCGCGUGACAAUAAAUAAUCUCUCUUCCACGAUCGGUGGCAGUCAGAUAUGUUAAAAACCUCUGGCUUUAAAAAGAUAUGGAGCCCAGUGUACAGAUAAAUAUUGAAUCCAAGCCUGACUGGACAGAUUAAUAAAGAACACUGUGAAAUCGGUCUCGGUGUCUGAGGACCGCAGGAUGUUUCCAAUCCGACGUCUCGGUCUUGUUGAGGAAGACCCGGGACUCUUUGUGUGUCCCUCUCUGCAGCCAGACCUCGACGGACGCCGGCCGCCAUGUCGUACUCCAGAACAGAGAGCCGGUCCUCGCCGGCGGACUUCAGCUCCCUCAUCCAGACAUGCAGCUCCAACAUCCAGAGGAUCACACAGAACACUGCUCAGAUAAAGAACAUUGUGAACCAGCUGGGGACCAGACAAGACUCCUGUGAGCUGCAGGACCGUCUACAGCAGAUCCAGCACUCCACCAACCAGCUGGCCAAAGAGACCAACCGGCAGCUGAAGGCGCUGGGCGGCCUGCCGCCGCCGGCCUCGGCGUCGGAGCAGCGGCAGCAGCGGCUGCAGAGGGACCGGCUCAUGAACGACUUCUCCGCCGCGCUCAACAACUUCCAGGCGGUGCAGCGGCGCGCCGCCGACAAGGAGAAGGAGUCGGUGGCGAGGGCCAGGGCCGGCUCGCGGCUGUCGGCCGAGGACAACGCCUGGGACGAGAAGCUGGUGUCCUUCGAGAAUCAGGAGGACUUUGGUCCCAUCAGCACCCAGACGGAGGAGGCGGCCAUCACAGAGGAGGACCUGGAGCUGAUCCGGGAGCGAGAGACCAACAUACGACAGCUGGAGUCGGACAUCUUGGAUGUGAACCAGAUCUUCAAGGACCUGGCAGUGAUGAUCCACGACCAGGGAGAGAUGAUCGACAGCAUCGAGGCCAACGUGGAGAAUGCGGAGGUGCAUGUGGAGCGAGGAGCGGAGCAGCUGCAGAGAGCCGCCUACUACCAGCAAAAGUCCAGGAAGAAGAUGUGCAUCCUGGCUCUGGUCUGCUCCGUGGCCCUGGUCAUCCUGUCCAUCAUCAUCUAUUUCGCUUCAAAGAACUGAACCCCCCCCCAUCCUGUCCCCGCUGUCCCCGUCCCCCUCCCCCUCCCGCUCCGUCCCGCCUGCUUCCAGUCUCCAGAGGAGGCGCGGCCCUGUAUCGACCCUGUCCUCGUCUGUCCCCUCCUCUCUCUAACCCUCACUGUACUCACAUGUAAAGACGGGAGAGGACGUCUUCCAGGACGUUGCUCCACGUCUCCUGUCGGCUGUGGCACUUUGCUUCUGGUUUUACAGUAAAUGUUGUAAGAUAAACGUCUAUGAGACCGUUAAUCCACGUAGAGCCGUGUGUAGAUCUGCUGUUCAGGUGGAGAUGGAACCAGUGAAAUGUUUUCAGUUUAUUUCUAUGAUGCUGAUGGUCUGUAUAAUAAAUGUCUCAAACACUC